Messenger RNA from Cyprinus carpio (common carp), 1621 nucleotides. Its product is annotated as trace amine-associated receptor 6-like. Gene Ontology annotation, molecular function: trace-amine receptor activity. Lineage: Eukaryota; Metazoa; Chordata; Actinopteri; Cypriniformes; Cyprinidae. The record is from RefSeq and is a predicted model, not a curated record. Gene Ontology annotation, biological process: G protein-coupled receptor signaling pathway. Gene Ontology annotation, cellular component: membrane.
UUUUAUUGUGCGUUAACAUGCAUAUUAUUUUGAGUACAAUGGAAGGCAGUGGAUUGGACUAGUUUUUCUAAUAGCGUUAGUAUAUCUUUGGACAGAUGCUGUUAUCUUGGGCAGAAUGUAAUAGUAAACAAGUGUCACUGGAUUCACUAAUCCACUAUACUGUAUAGAUCAGAUUGAUCAGGUCUAUGAAUAUUUAACUAGAGGGUGGGUUUAAAGCUGAAUAAUGAAACCUCAUGUUGAAUGGGCAGGUCGCUGUGCUUUCCAUAAGUAUAAAGCUUUGUCAUAUCAGUGACAAGGAUCGGGGGCUAAACUGACAAGCAUCCUAACACAGAGUCUACUCUUCAAUACCCAUCCAUCAUGGAAAUGUCUGACUGGGGAGUGACAAACGUGGACAAUCAAACAGUCCAUUACUGCUUUCCAAACAACAAUUUGUCUUGUACCAAAAGUAUCAGACCAGAAGCGGAGUACAUUAUCGUGUACAUUUUUGUUUCUGUAACAUCAGUGUUUACCGUGUUUCUGAACUUGUUGGUGAUUGUUUCCAUCUCACACUUCAAGCAGCUCCACACUCCGACCAAUGUGCUGAUCCUCUCUCUGGCUGUGGCUGAUCUGAUUGCAGGACUGAUUCUCAUGCCAGUGCAGGGAAUGAAACUCAUUGAGCCAUGCUGGUACUUUGGAGAGAUAUUUUGUUCAAUUUUUCCUCUUAUUCUGUAUGUGGUUGUCGUAGCAUCUCUUGGUAAUAUGAUUAUUAUAUCCGUGGAUCGCUUCAUUGCUGUGAAUGACCCUUUGCGAUAUCCACUGAAAGUCAAUACUAAUAGAGUUGUGGUUUCCAUUGUUGUAAACUGGUUAUUCUCCUUUGUAUAUUCAUUUUAUCUUUUGUAUGACUUUUUACUCUAUCCAGAGAGAAACCAUACAUGUAUUGGUGAAUGUAUACUUGUUGUUACAUUGGAAAAUCUAAUAAUAGAUACUUUGGUUUGUUUAGUGGCACCUUGCUGUAUAAUUAUUCCUUUAUAUAUGAAAAUCUGCUUUGUAGCAAAACGGCAAGCUAGGCAUUUAAAUUCAGUCACAGAAAAAAAGGCCAAAUCAGAAAAAAAGGCUGCAAGAACCUUAGGGAUUGUAGUACUGGUUUAUCUUCUUUUUUGGACACCAUACUACAUAGUAACUCUUUCUUUUGGGCAUGAUGAAAAUGAUGUUCUCAUAAUUAACAUAAUGUAUUGGAUGUUAUGCAUGAAUUCCUGCAUGAAUCCACUUAUCUAUGCAAUGUUUUAUCAAUGGUUUAGAGUGUCAGCAAAAUACAUUUUGACACUGAAAAUAUUUGAACCUUCAUCAGAAUAUUUCAAUAUGUUCCCAGAAGAGAAAUAACCAUUUAAACUUUUGCAUGAAGAGCAUGAAGCACAGAUGUAAAUAAGAUUGUCUGUCUUCAAAUGGAAUAGUUAGGAUUCUUGUGUUAAGCACUUUCUCAUAAAACAUUGGAUGGCAACAGUCUCAGUGCAACAUCUAUGUUUGUAAAAAGUUUAAAUGCACUGCCUAGUAUGCAUGUAUAUUGUGAACAUGUACUGUAUUUGUGUGAGUGACACUAUCUGUCACUAUCUAUUUGAUCUCUUGAAGCACUUAAAUGGCUAAA